GAUAAAGUGCAAAAUUAUCUCAUGAAAUUCGGAUAUCUACCCCAGUCGGAUCUAGAGACCGGAAACCUUAGAACGGACGAUCAGCUUACGGAUGCCAUUAAAAAUUUACAGAGAUUCGGUGGCAUUCCUGUAACUGGUGAUAUUGACGAAGCUACUAUGAAAUUAAUGAGGCUUCCGCGGUGCGGACUUCCGGAUAAAAUAGAUCCUAGAUAUACUAGGGUCAGGCAUAAACGGUAUACGAUCCAUGGACAACAAUGGCCACAUCGGAAUCUCACUUGGAGUAAAUUGGCAAUUCCAUCGAGCCGAUUGGCGCCUAAACGUCGGCUGGGAGGAGAGUUCGAGGCCGAUCGAUCCAGUCAAUUGACGACACACUAUUUUAUGACGGGUGAUGACUUACGAUGCUGAUCGAACUUCGCUUCGAUGAAUAAUCGAUAUUAUACGUAAGCGAAAUAUUUACAAGCAAAAGUUUUACAACAAAAAUUACAAAAAUUAUUAAAAUAAUAAAUUCGUUC
This is a messenger RNA of Apis florea (little honeybee), 512 nucleotides long. It is a transcript of the gene Mmp2, whose product is annotated as Matrix metalloproteinase 2. The record is from RefSeq and is a predicted model, not a curated record. Gene Ontology annotation, molecular function: metalloendopeptidase activity; zinc ion binding. Gene Ontology annotation, biological process: extracellular matrix organization; proteolysis; collagen catabolic process. Gene Ontology annotation, cellular component: extracellular matrix. NCBI's taxonomy places the organism in Eukaryota, Metazoa, Arthropoda, Insecta, Hymenoptera, Apidae.